Messenger RNA from Iphiclides podalirius (scarce swallowtail), 1059 nucleotides. The record is from the annotation of a GenBank genome assembly. Lineage: Eukaryota; Metazoa; Arthropoda; Insecta; Lepidoptera; Papilionidae.
AUGAAAGUUGCAGUUAUUAUUAUUCAAUUAGGAUUGUUAUGUUAUUAUUGUCUUGCUACUUUAUCUCCUCCCUCUGAUAAGAAGGGCCAAAAAGGUGUUAAACCACAAGAAGGUGCUAGAAAAAACAAUGUAUUAGACCGUAAGUUAGUAGUCGAGACGCCUAGUGUUAAAGAUAUUAUCAAAUACCAUGCUACUUACCACCAGGAUGUCUCAUUGAGAAACUUCAAAAAUCCAGUCUUGGGUUAUGUGACACCAUGGAACAGCAAAGGGUAUGAUGUUGCAAAGACUUGGGGCCCUAAGUUCAAUUAUAUCUCCCCUGUAUGGUUGCAAAUUAAAAGGCAAUCUUCACAUUCUUAUGUUUUGUCAGGUUUGCAUGAUGUUGAUCAUGCUUGGGUGAAGUCUGUAAAACAAAGGGGUUCGCAGAGUAAUUUGAAAGUAGUUCCUAGGCUGCUGUUCGAAAAGUGGCAACUAUCUGACUUGCUAGCUUUCUUUAUUAGCACUACAGCUGAUACGGAACACAAAGCAUUAAUUGAAGAGGUGAAAAAAUCUUGUAAACAAUGGAAUUUUGAUGGCAUAGUACUUGAGCUAUUCUCUCAAGUUGGAAAGGUUGUUGAUAAAACAAUGAAGUUCAUUCAAAAGUUUGGUUUAGAAAUGAACAAAGUUGGUUUAAAGCUGAUUUUAGUUUAUCCCCCACUAUAUGGAUACAGUAGUGAUGAUUUUUUCAUUGAAGCUUUCAAUGACAUUCAUCCAUAUGUCGAUGCAAUUUCAGUGAUGACAUACGAUUACUCCAACCCACAAAACCCAGGUGAUCAUACCCUCUUGAAGAACUUUAGACCAAUCACGCUGCUAAGCCACAUCUUCGACUGGACACAUGGAGGUACUGAAAAGCUUAUACAGCAUGAACAUUAUAUUGAAGUUAGGACUUCACAGGGAGCAAAGAAGAUUUUCUUUCCCACCCUCUACUCGAUACAGAAGAGAUUGAAUCUUGCAAGGGAAUAUGGUAUCGGCGUGGCGAUAUGGGAGCUAGGACAAGGCCUCGAUUACUUCUACGAUUUACUC